AUGAACUUGGUUACGAAGGCUAGCACCGACAGUCGAAUCCAUUUCAACACUGCUGAGCUGAGCAUCCUCUUCCAUAUAUUCUUUGUACUUGUCGGGUUGGAGGAUCGAGAAAUGCGGAUGAAUGAGUUGGUAGACUUCCUCUGGACACAGAUUGGCAUAACUCACUAUUCAACCCUGAAGAACCUUGCGAGGGCUGCCCCACUGCUUCGCAAUGGAUACGCAGCACGGGGCACCAAGAGUUUGACAGCCCUCGACUUUAUUCACUUUCUCUCUACCCUCCUCCGUGGUCGUACCCUGGAUCGUGCCAAGUUGGCCUUCUACGCAAUGGACAUCGACAGUGAUGGACUUUUGCGUCAGAAGGUUGAAUUCACCAGCCUUAUCAGUGGGAGUUUCGAUAUCCGCAUCGCCGCUCUCAACCCCGACCUUGAUCCACAGGAACCGGUACGCGAUACCGUGCGAUUUCUCACCAACAAGGCCCGAAUUACAGGGAAUGGAGGCCUGGACAUGGACGACUUUUUGGAGCUGGCAAUCAGGGAGCCCUGGGUGAUUAACUCCCUCUUCCAGUGUGUUCCUGGGGGACUAGAAAACGUUGCUUUCCAAAGCAUUUUCACAAAUACUGUUGAAGUGCCUGUGAUGGAGACUCAACGAAGUUUCAUACGUCGACGUCGUACUACAUCCGUAUGGGAUGCUACAAGAAAAUACCUACAGUAA
Messenger RNA from Spirometra erinaceieuropaei, 711 nucleotides. The record is from the annotation of a GenBank genome assembly. Lineage: Eukaryota; Metazoa; Platyhelminthes; Cestoda; Diphyllobothriidea; Diphyllobothriidae.